AUCUAUCCAUCUAUCCCCUAUUUUCCCUUUCCACUCCCUCUCUUCUCUUUCAUCUUACUUGAUGAGCCAGGUACUGUUUUUGGCCCUGAGAAUGUAGCAGAGAACAAAACAGCCACAGUCCCUGCCCUCUUGUAGCUGACAUUCCAGUUGGAGGAGUCAGGCAAUAAAUACAUAAAUACUAUUCUAUAGGAAGAAGCUAGAACACCAUUUGUUAGGGCAAAUGCCACACCAAGUGUUCAAACAGGGGGAUCUGAAGCUGAGGGACUGAGGGCUGACUGAGACUGUGUGAUAAGGGAAGGCCCUCUGGGGAGGAGACACUGAGUCCCAUGAGGAUGGCAGCGCCUGGACAGGGGACACAGCAGGUGUAAAGGCCCCAGGGCAGUGACAGCCUGGAUGAGUUUGAGGAGCAGAAAGAAAAUGCAAUAAAAGGAUGACACUUAUUUGGUUUCAACUUCGACAAGGGUCAGUUUUUCCAUUUCUCACUUGCUAGGGGCAGUGGCCCCUUUUCCAUGGAAGAAAGUCUGACCUCUCACCUCUGAAAGACCCUCCGCCACAUCCCUUCUGCUGGGGUGCUUGGGACGUUCCGUGCUGUUCCCUUGCAGGGUUGGAGGGCGGGAGGGGAGCUUGCCGUGGUGAGGCCACCGCUGACAUGCUAAUAUUUCAUUUUAAUCUUGAGUGCCAGGUUACUUCCUGAAUGAAGUGUCUCAGACAAGGCUCUAACUUACAUGAAAUAAAAGAGUUUAAUGCUAAUUACACAUCAUCUGACUACCAAAGCCAUAUUUAUUGAUGGUCUAAAAACACCAUUGAGGUGGAUGGACUGGGUAUCUGUCUUGGCUAGAAAUGCACCUGGAGUCCCUUUAGACUCCUUUGCAAUUCAUGCCUGCACGCCCCAUGCAUGGCAAAGCCCAGGGCACGUGGAUGUGGAAUGCAGGGAGCUGGAGCGAUCCCUUUGGCUUUCUCUACCAGUUGGAUAGAUCAGAGCCUUCAAUGCCCAUUUGAUUCAGGAAGGCGGGGUGGAGCCCAAGCUCACCUUUAGCCCCCAGGAAGUGCUGGUGAUGCUGGUCCCGUGACAGCAGCACAGUGAGACAUGAGAGUCUGGAGUAGCUGAGGGGCAAGCGCUCUCUGAUCUUGGCUCCUGGCCUCACAGAUCACAGGGAAUGACACCGACAAGUAGAGCCUUGCACUUCACUGUCUUGCCUACCACCUCGAUCUCUCUCUUCUCCUUUUCCUUCUUCCUGUGUCCCAGUCCUUCCUCCUGCACCUUCCCAUGUCGGUUUUGCUGUGGGCUCUCCAAGGCUAAGCACAGCAUUUUCUCAUGCUUGUUAAAGUAUCCAUUGCACAGCUGGACCACCAUCUCCCACCCUGUGCCUUGGUUCUGGUUGUCUGAACUUCAUGCCUGGUCUCCCCACCUAGACUUUGAGCCACUGAAGGGCAGAGCCUCUGUCCCUCCCUCCUACUCCUGUCCCUCCUGGGUUCCCAGAUUCUUCUUGUGAUGACAAGGUGGAAGCAUAUACUCCCCCACUCUCUGCAAGCAGAGACUCACGGAGGGCAGAGCUGGCUGCAGCAGCCACAUGUUGAUUGAACGUGGUGGGGUGGGGCCCGAAACACAAGUCGUGUUCUUCCAGUCCAUCCUCCAGCUUCUCCUUAGCGUAUCUUCUUUUGACCAUAUCUUUCCUCUCAUCAGCAUUCUCUGAAUGGUGCACACUACGGCUGCAAAACUCUAGUUGCCAAAUGUGAAGUGUCACCAAAUCCUCUCCCUCCAUCUGUCUACACAGAAACCUCACUACCUCGCUUGCCUUUGCCCUUUGCACCUGAAGUCACACGGACGUCCUGUUGAUGUGCCUGCGAGGGCAACAGCAUUUCCAUCAGUGUCUGAGGUUGUGACCACCUGGAGAAGGCACCCUGGUGGCUGUCCAUGGGGAAUGUGGGUUUAAUGAUGCUAGAGCUUUGGAUUUUUCAAGCAAAAGCAGGAAUCUCUAUUUUUACAUGAAACUCAACAAGUUGAUGACCCUUACAUAUCUUUGCUUAAAUUGCCAUGUGAGCCACACAAGUUAUGAGUUGGUGGAAUUCAGCGAGCAGACCUCAAGGUGUGGCCUCUGGUACAAACCAACUGUAGGGAGGAUUCCAUGGAUUCGACAGCGGAGAAUCUCGCCGGGUCCAAGGGAGGGGACUGGUGGAGGCUGAGUCCUCAGCUGCUCCGCUUGCUUGGUGAAGGAGUAUCACAUGGACAGGGCUUUGAGGACUCAGAAGCCAUUUUGCAAACGUAGACCCUGAUGUGGCUCUCAGGCCUCAGGAAAACUCAUUCUUUAUACCAGCUUGUCUGUAGCCCACCUAUAAUUAGCAUCUGAAAUUUCUAAAUGAACUGCCUGAUCCAGUAAAUUUAGCAAACUUGUUGUGAAGUGUUACCAAAUCAUCUCCCUCCAACUGUCCACGCAGACGCCACACUACCUUGCUUGCCUUUGCUCUUUGGAACUGAGGCGCUUAUGUGCACUGUCUGGCAGCCACGCAGACAUCCCAUUUAUGUGAUCUAUAAUGAGUUUAUUAGUGUUUCACUGCCUUGUUGCUAUUAAGUUUUAUCAGUUUCAGCUUCAAGAGCACAAGGUUAAAUUUUCAAUAGAGUUUUCGCAAAGUUUAAGUGGGAUUAAGAUUGUUAAAAAUAUGUCCAAAUGGUGGAAACAUGUAUUUGGUUUGAUGAUACUAUUUCUGCCCACUCAAGGAUUUUGAUCUCUUAUUUAUAAAUGUAACACUUUUCUGAAAACCAGAAUGGUAGCACAGGGCUCGGAUUUUCUUUUUGCAAAUGAAACAUGAAUGCAUUAAAUGUGGAGGAUCACACUGAAGCUGUGUCAACUGAGUCCGACCCGUCUGCGAUUGUGCAGUCUAGAUGUUGCUGUCACUGUCCCGGGGUGUGGUUUUGACUGGCUGUUGCUUUGACCUGGCAAAUAAAAAUUGUAAAGGAAAAGACAAAAUUCUUCCACAAAUUGCAAAGGGAUGAAUUAUGACAUUAUUUUCUCCCUGUACCAUAAGAUAAGCAGGUUCUCCUCUGAAAAUACGUGUGUGCAUAAUUGGAUAUUGUUAACCUGGGUCUGUUCUGUAAUUCUUGAGCAAUUUUUUUUUUAGAAGGAAACCAACUCAGGAGUUUCUUCAGUGGCUGCAAUCAGAAUAAAGUGGUUCCACUUUUAGGUUAAGAGAAAAAAAAAACAGUAAUAGGCUGGGCUGCUAUUAUGGAAAGUUUAUUAUUAUUGGUACAUAAGCUAGCUGGGGGUUUAAGCACAGAGCAGUUGGAUAAUUUAGCUAGCUCCUGGAUCCAAUUAAAAAAAAUCUAUGUUGUGUCCACAGUGGGGGGAUGGCCAUCGCUGAGAAAGCACUCUAGCGUGGAUGGUGACACACCUGUGGCAUUCUCUUGGUUAUACGCAGUUUGGGAUGCAGAAUGCUCUAAAUCCUCUCAUUACUGCCUUAGAGAAGGCAGACACUUCAAACAGUUCUCCAUUUAUCUGAGAUUACCAGUUAAACUCGUUAAAAAGCAACUAUGGCUUGUUCACUCAAUUGGCUGUUGGGAAGAUUUCCGUGUUCUGUAGCAAUGGCGACAGCGUGGCUUUGAUUAGUGGAGUGCUAUACUUUUUAGGGGAGACCUUUUCUAACUUAAUUUAUGACUCUGGUUGAAUGGCGUCUGUGCUGGGGUAUUACGUAUUUCCCCAACUAUUGUACCUGAUGUCAAUAAAGGUGCAUUUAGGGAAAUUUGAACUAAAACCCCAGGGUGUUUUUGUUCUUUGGGGAAGCAAUGCGCCAUAAACAUUUUGAACUUGAGCCAACAACCUCCCCUGACCAUGAUUGCAAAUUACUGUAGAAUGUAUGGAUUGCUGGCGGAACACUAUUUGAGGAAACCUGUAUUUUAUAGAAUGUCACUUUCAUGCACAAUCCAGGCAAAACAGAGGGGAAAAAAACUAAUUUAAACAGCAGACAGUGUUCUCUUGAAUGAAGAUUAUGACAAAAAAUGUUAUAAAAAUCAAGCUCUAAAUAUGGCUUUUUAUUUAAUCAUUAUUACAUCAAUCAUCAAUAUCAAUACUUAACAGCAAGCUGAUAAUGUAGCCAGUAGGUGAAACAGCUAUUAAAAAGUGUAAAAAAAUGAUUAAUCAGAUACGGGGGGUAUUAAUGCCCUCCAAUUAUUAAAUGAUAAGUACAUAUUUUUGGAAGUGUUUGUUUUUAAUAGUCAACUGUAAUAUUAGUUUGCAAAAAUGUAAUUGCUUCUUAAUUUUGCAUUUUAGCUUCUUUGUGCUGGGUACAAAGGUAGUAUAUUUCUGUAGUUAUUGUUUGCAGCACUCCGUGUAAAAAAUCACGUUCAUUUCAAGAAGCUGUUAUGGUAUUGAUUGUGGUAAAGACUUCCAUUAACUGACCAAUCUAAAUCUCAUAAGUGAUGUCAGGAUAGUUAUGCAUUUGCUUGGUUCAAGUAUUCAGCCAUUAUGUUAGAAUGCAGGCAGUGUCUGAAUAUGGCUGUUAAAUUAUUUCUAAAUACCGAACCAGAACAGCUUAACAGUUCUGCAGUUUGAGACUGACACAAAAAUGACAAUCUGCCACCUCUUUGUUUUUUAAAUAUUAACGCUGUAUUGGGAUAGUAUUUUUGGAGUAAAAACCUGUGGCACGAGAGGAUAAGUGACAUAAACAAAGGCAGCUGGGCUUCAUGAAAUAAUGGAACAAUAAGGCCCUUGCAGCCGCUCUCAUCACUCCAGUAUGUUAAUUAGCAUUCUGUUGUGGCCGCAACACUGAAAACAUGUAAUCUGUAUUGGUGUACAGUACAGCUGUGAACACACAUCCUUUUUUGUGAGUCCCUGGAGUUAGCCUUGCCAUUGGCAUAUGCGUUUGGGCCAAAAGUCAAGCCAUCACCACUAAAAUAGCACACCAUAGCAGCAAAAUGUCAUUUGUCUUUUCUUGUUUUUUUUUUUUUUUUUUCUCUCCCCUCAAUGCCACAUGCUAUCCAGUGAUGUAAUCUAGUAUCACUGCAUCUGCCUCCCUGCUGUAUUUUUGCAGGAGGGUAUCUGGAUAUCUGUAGGGGAAAGGAGGGGGCAUUGCCAGCCAGCAGGAGACGGAAAAGGCAGCAGCCCCAAAAGAGUCAAAUUAGAAAAUAAAUUAUUUCUUUUUGCAUUAUAUGUUUAAAUGCAUAUAUAGAGAAUAUAUAUAUGCAUAUAUAUGUGUGUGUAUAUAUAUAAAGAGAGAAUAUAUAUACAUUGAAGAAUCUAUGCAUUUAAUAUCUGCCACCUUUUUGCAUAGAUUCUUCCUUAAGUGUCAUGAAACUAGAAUCCGCUUCUUGUUUUCGUAAGGUAAAAGAAGGGCAGUUAAUUUCAGCACCAAGGCUUGGAGGAAAUGAGACCUAAGAAAAAAGAAUCAGAGUAAACUUUACCCUUAUUUAUCAUUUCUAUUUAGAACAGGGUGGACAGUCUUUCAUGCAUGUACUUAGGAUGGGAUUGGCUCUUCCCAUUUCAGAGCUGACAAAACUGAGGCUGAGGCAUGGUCCAAAGAUGGGCCCUAAUUGCAGGGCCUUUCUGGCCUCUGUAGAGAGAGAGUGAAAACAAUUGGUCAUUUUGAGGGAAAGGGGUUAGCACCAGUGAGCAGAGGCAGUUAGUAGCUGGGAGCAGUGACUCCAGCCUUCAGAGGCAGGACUCAGAAAGGCCUCUCUUGUGUGAUUUUGCUGCUCACACGUGGCCUGCUGGGAGCCGCCCCUGGUACUGCCGGGACACGGCCCUGGGAUCUUGCUGAGGCCAGCUUUGGAACAGGGGAGGUGAGUCUGGAGAAGAGAGUUUCCACGUUGUCAUCAUAGGAUCUGGACUCAAGUGACCAAAACCUUGCUUGGAUUUUUACCUGAUGAAGUUUGGCUUGAAAAGUGAAAAUGGUUCCAUUUCCAUUUUCCCUGUUCUCAAGUAGAACGGAACUCUUCCCCACUGGCCAAGCCCUCAUCCUGAAUCCCUUGUCCAGCCUGGAGGUCUUCUGAGAGAUGUCAGUUGGCACCUUUCCCCUGACUUGUCCCUGUGAGGGAUGGAAGAAGCGAGCCUGUGCCUUGGAGUGUCUUCGGCGGAGCCGGAAGCUGAGCCCCACCUGAGUGGCCCCGUCCUCAACGGCCAGUAUGCCAUGAGUCAGAAGCUGCACCAGAUCACCUCCCAGCUCAGCCAUGCCUUCCCCGAGCUCCAUCCCCGGCCCAACCCCGAGGAGAAGCCCCCCGCAUCCCUGGAGGAGAAGGCCCACGUGCCCAUGAGCGGCCAGCCCAUGGGCAGUCAGAUGGCGCUCCUGGCCAACCAGCUGGGCCGGGAGGUGGACACCAGCCUCAACGGGAGGGUGGACUUGCAGCAGUUCCUCAACGGGCAGAACCUGGGCAUCAUGUCCCAGAUGAGCGACAUCGAGGACGACGCCCGCAAGAACCGCAAGUACCCGUGCCCACUCUGCGGCAAGCGUUUCCGCUUCAACAGCAUCCUCUCCCUGCACAUGCGCACGCACACGGGCGAGAAGCCCUUCAAGUGCCCGUACUGCGACCACAGGGCGGCGCAGAAGGGGAACCUCAAGAUUCACCUGCGGACCCACAAGCUGGGCAACCUGGGCAAGGGGCGUGGGCGUGUGCGCGAGGAGAACCGCCUGCUGCACGAGCUGGAGGAGCGCGCCAUCCUGCGGGACAAGCAGCUGAAAGGCAGCCUGCUGCAGCCCCGGCCGGACCUGAAGCCACCGCCGCACGCCCAGCAGGCCCCGCUGGCCGCCUGCACCCUGGCCCUGCAGGCCAACCACAGCGUGCCCGACGUGGCCCACCCGGUGCCCUCGCCCAAGCCUGCCAGCGUGCAGGAGGACGCGGUGGCCCCGGCGGCGGGCUUCCGCUGUACCUUCUGCAAGGGCAAGUUCAAGAAGCGCGAGGAGCUGGACCGCCACAUCCGCAUCUUGCACAAGCCCUACAAGUGCACGUUGUGCGACUUCGCGGCUUCGCAGGAGGAGGAGCUCAUCAGCCACGUGGAGAAGGCACACAUCACCGCCGAGUCGGCCCAGGGCCAGGGCCCCAACGGCGGUGGCGAGCAGUCGGCCAACGAGUUCCGCUGCGAGGUGUGCGGUCAGGUGUUCAGCCAGGCGUGGUUCCUCAAGGGCCACAUGCGCAAGCACAAAGACUCCUUUGAGCACUGCUGCCAGAUCUGCGGCCGGCGCUUCAAGGAGCCCUGGUUCCUCAAGAACCACAUGAAGGUCCACCUCAACAAGCUGUCGGUGAAGAACAAGUCCCCCAGCGACCCCGAGGUGCCUGUGCCCAUGGGCGGCAUGUCCCAGGAGGCCCACGCCAACCUGUACUCCAGGUACCUCUCCUGCCUGCAGAGUGGCUUCAUGACCCCGGACAAAGGCGGCCUGAGCGAGCCCAGCCAGCUGUAUGGCAAGGGCGAGCUGCCCAUGAAGGAGAAGGAAGCGCUGGGGAAGCUGCUGUCUCCCAUCUCCAGCAUGGCCCACGGCGUCCCGGAGGGGGACAAGCACUCCCUCCUGGGAUGCCUCAAUCUCGUGCCGCCGCUGAAAUCCAGCUGCAUCGAGCGGCUGCAGGCGGCUGCCAAGGCUGCGGAGAUGGACCCCGUGAACAGCUACCAGGCUUGGCAGCUCAUGGCCAGGGGCAUGGCCAUGGAACAUGGCUUCUUGUCUAAAGAGCAUCCGCUGCAGCGCAACCACGAAGACACUUUGGCAAACGCCGGGGUUCUGUUUGAUAAGGAGAAGCGGGAGUACGUGUUAGUGGGAGCAGAUGGCUCCAAGCAGAAAAUGCCUGCUGAUUUGGUUCACAGCACUAAAGUGGGCAGCCAGAGAGACCUGCCAAGUAAGCUCGACCCUUUAGAAAGCAGUCGGGACUUUUUGUCACACGGGCUGAACCAGACUCUCGAGUAUAACCUGCAGGGUCCUGGGAACAUGAAGGAGAAGCCCACCGAGUGCCCCGACUGCGGCCGGGUGUUCCGCACCUACCACCAGGUGGUCGUGCACUCCCGUGUCCACAAGCGGGACCGCAAGGGCGAGGAGGAUGGGCUGCACGUGGGCCUGGAUGAGCGGCGUGGCUCGGGCAGUGACCAGGAGUCCCAGUCGGUGAGCCGCUCCACCACGCCGGGCUCCUCUAACGUCACCGAGGAGAGCGGGGUCGGAGGCGGCCUCUCCCAGACCGGGAGUGCCCAGGAGGACAGCCCGCACCCCUCCUCGCCAUCCUCCUCAGACAUUGGCGAGGAGGCUGGGAGAUCUGCCGGCGUCCAGCAACCGGCGCUGCUUCGCGACAGAAGCCUGGGCUCGGCCAUGAAGGACUGCCCGUACUGUGGGAAAACUUUCCGGACAUCCCAUCACCUUAAGGUGCACCUGAGGAUACACACAGGUGAGAAACCCUACAAGUGUCCGCACUGUGACUAUGCCGGCACGCAGUCAGCGUCCUUAAAAUACCACUUAGAGCGACAUCAUCGGGAGCGGCAGAACGGGGCUGGGCCGCUGUCUGGGCAACCCCCAAAUCAAGACCACAAGGACGAGAUGUCAAGCAAAGCUUCUCUGUUCAUCAGGCCAGACAUCCUGAGGGGGGCCUUCAAGGGUCUCCCUGGAAUCGACUUCAGAGGAGGCCCUGCAUCUCAGCAGUGGACAUCAGGGGUUCUCUCCUCCGGAGAUCACUCGGGGCAGGCCACGGGCAUGUCUUCGGAGGUCCCCUCAGAUGCUCUGAAAGGCACUGACCUUCCUUCCAAAAGCACCCACUUCUCUGAGAUCGGAAGAGCUUAUCAAAGCAUUGUGAGCAACGGUGUGAAUUUCCAAGGGUCCUUGCAAGCUUUCAUGGACAGUUUUGUCCUCAGUUCCUUGAAGAAGGAGAAGGACAUGAAGGACAAAGCCCUGGCUGACCCCCCGUCCAUGAAAGUCCACGGAGUGGAUGGUGGUGAGGAGAAACCCAGUGGCAAGUCCUCCCAGAGGAAGUCCGAGAAAUCUCAGUAUGAACCCCUGGACUUGUCUGUGCGGCCAGAUGCCGCCUCCCUCCCGGGCUCCUCGGUAACUGUGCAGGACAGCAUUGCGUGGCACGGCUGCUUGUUUUGUGCUUUCACAACGUCCUCCAUGGAGCUCAUGGCCCUUCAUCUCCAGGCCAACCACCUGGGCAAAGCGAAACGCAAAGAUAACACCAUCGGGGUCACAGUCAACUGCAAAGACCAAGCCCGGGAGGCGAGUAAGAUGGCCCUGCUGCCCUCGUUACAAUCAAACAAAGACCUGGGCCUCUCCAAUAUGAUCAGCUCUCUAGACUCUGCUUCUGAGAAGAUGGCCCAAGGUCAGCUCAAGGAGACUCUGGGGGAGCAGAAGAGCGGUGCAUGGACCGGCCACGUGGACCCUGCAUUUUGUAACUUCCCAUCAGACUUCUACAAGCAGUUUGGUGUUUACCCAGGCAUGGUUGGCUCCGGGGCCUCCAGUUCCUGCCCCAACAAGGAGCCUGAUGGAAAGGCCCACUCUGAAGAGGAUGUCCCCAUCCUGAUCCCCGAAACCACGAGUAAGAACACUACUGAUGACCUCUCUGACAUUGCCUCCUCAGAGGACAUGGACUCCUCCAAGGGGGAGAACAACGAUGAAGAGGAUGUUGAAACCGAACCGGAAAUGAUGACCAAGCCACUGUCUGCCCUCAGCAAAGACAGCAGCAGCGAUGGCGGGGACAGCCUGCAGCCCACAGGCACCUCCCAGCCCGUCCAGGGACUGGUCUCACCUUUAUCCCAAGCACCGGAGAAGCAGUGGCACAGCCAGGGUCUUCUCCAAGCCCAGGACCCCUUGGCGGGCCUGCCAAAGCCGGAGCGGGGGCCCCAGAGCCUGGACAAGCCGAUGAACAUGCUGUCGGUCCUCAGGGCCUACAGUUCUGAUGGCUUAGCAGCCUUUAACGGACUUGCAAGUAGCACAGCAAAUUCUGGAUGUAUCAAGAGGCCAGACUUGUGUGGUCACAGGCCUUUCCAGUGCCGCUACUGUCCCUACAGUGCCUCUCAGAAGGGGAACCUGAAGACCCAUGUCCUCUGCGUCCAUCGCAUGCCUUUUGACAACAGCCAGUAUCCCGACCGCAGGUUCAAGCGCUCCAGGGUCGACUCGGAGGCUUCUGGGAAUUUCGAGGAGCCUACAGCUGUCAAGGCGGGGAGCUCUGCAGACCUCACGGAACAGGGCGGCAAGGGCCAGGAGGAGACCAACUGAGCAGACCAACCUGUAUAUUGCAAUAGUAUUUUACACAGUUUUAACAUUAUGCAUCUGGUAAAAGUUUGCUAACUGCAUUCCAAGGGGAAAAAAAUCAUGUACAACCCCCCUAAUAGUGUAUAGAACAUUUAAAAAAUUUUAAAAGAUAUCUAUAUAUAUAUUAAAAAAAAAAUUCCCCAGCCCUUGAAAAUGGCUGCUAAACUGUUACCCGGCAACAAGUACUUCCAAAACAAUGCAGGUGGGAGAAAAGUGAUUUCAAAAAUUCUUGGUGCCCUCCGAGCUGGAGAGAGCUGGGGGCCCUUCCAACUCGAAAGUCGUCUUUGUCCAAAAAUAAUGCUCUUAACCGAAAAACGAUACCAUCUAAACGAUUUAGUGUUGCGUUGAAGAUGGAGGGGCUGUGUUUUCGUUGUUGAAAACACCUCUAUAAUCUGACACCAGCUGCUGUCAUUUGCCUAGAACCCUAAUGAGAUGUGUCGGGAGGCAGCUGCGGUGCCAGUCAGACUGGAGCGGUCACUGCAGAGAAAAUCAAUUCACGUGGUGUUGUAACUGCACUCUUGGAGAAACCUUAGACGGCCCGCAGCCUGCGCCGGGGCUGACCGGCACUGCAGAGGAUUGAGAUCUUAAAUGCGCAUUUUUACAAAAUACACAGCCAAAUGAAAUCAAUGAUCAGGAAGUGUCUGCAGACAAAUGUCCAUUGCAGGUUUGAUGAGUAAUUCCUUUUUUUAGAUCAAAUUGUUCUCGGUGGUCUUUUCUUCUUUUUUUAAAAAAAAUUUUGGAUGAAGAAGGAAGUUGCUAUUAAAAAAAAGUAGGGUACGUUAUAUAAAAUGUUGUUAGAAAAACUAGCUAACCCCAUCCAUAGAAGAUGCUGGUGAGCAAUUAAAAUUUAGGUAAUAAUAGAAAGAUUUUUUUAUUAUGAUUUUUAAAAUUUUACUUGAAUGAAGGCUGCUCCGGUCCUUAUUAUCGGAUUUUUUUUUCAUGUGUUGGUUUUUAUAAGUGUCACAGACAUGAAGCAAGAUUUUCUUCUCCAGCAAGCUCUUAUGAAAUAGCUUGUAUUAAAAUAUGAAUCUAAACAUCGUGCUCUCUAUCUCUAAUGAUGAAAACUGUUUGAGUUAAAAAUGUCUGUUUUUGUAAAACAAAUGUGUUCUAUAUUUUUGUAGAUUUUAGAUUUUCUACUGAUUGGAUACUCCAAAUUUAUCAAGUUCUGCACCACACAGGAGAUUUUGAGUGUCAGUAAUGAAACACUUAAUUCAUUAAAAAAAAGAUUUAAGAAGACUAGUUAAAGGUUUAUUCUUGAAUCUGUUAGCAUGGUGUAAAGUUGAGCCUUUUAACAUACUUCCUUUGAGUGACAUGAAAUUGGUGCUGUUGCUUGUGGUAGAGAAGUAUGAAAGUAUUAACUUCUUCUAAAACAAAAUCAUUCAGACUUAAAAAAAAAAAAAAAAGGUCAAUAUUUCCUUGCAGGCUGGGAGCACAGAUUAAACCCCAGGGCCUUAAAAACUUCAGCUCUGCCUACAGCAGUUUACAAAAAUACUAAACUGCAAUCAAUGUAAAUAAAAUUCUUAGUGCUAUCCUGAGACCAGAAAGAAUCUCAGGCUAAUAAGGAAUCCGGUUUGCAUAUGCUGUCAAAAGGGUGUCAUCUAACCGAGGUUUCAGUGUAAAUGAGGUCGCUGUGCAACUUGGACCCAUCUGGCAUAGAGCAAGCUGCUUUCUUGUUUUUCUAGUAUAGUUCUCACUGCCUUACUUAAAUCGAGUUGAUAAACUUAAUGCAACUGUUUCUAUGAUUCUAGAGAAAGGACUGAAAUGUUAUUGAAAACUUUCCGACUGUAGUAAGCUUUAGGAUUUUGACUGCACUACUGUGUUUGGUGACUGUGCCAGUCCCUUGCUUUCUGUGUUUGCUCUGCCUUUGGUAUCUUAGCAAAGAAAAAUUAAAAAAGAAAAAAAAAGAUGAAAAAAAAAAGAAAAAAAGAAAAAAAAGAGGAAAAAAAAGUGGGGAAAAAAAUGAGAGCCACAUUCCAUUUCUAGCACUUUGGGAGCUCUUUCAGUAUUUUUUUGUGUCUUUUCAGCAUCCUCAGAUGCGACAGGCAAUAAUUCUGUUUGUGACACUGGGAACAUCCCCUCUUCUUUGUGGUGUGUGUGUUGAUUCCAUUUUGUCCAGUGCUGCUGUCCUUCCUCCCCCUCUGACACAGGCCUUCUUUCCAGAACAUUUGUAACUUGUAAUACAAACAAGUGACAGCCACAGUGAUGCAGCGUCAGUUUCUGAAUGUCAUCAGGUUCUCAUAUCUAAACAUGUCAAGUUUUUUCCCUGUAACUUCUGUAGUCUGUGAUGCUGGUCAUAAUACUGUCUACAUUCCUACGCAAAGAAAAAAAAAUCUAUCUUGGAGGAAAUCUGAGAUCAAUAGGAGUAGAGGAUUUUGUUGCUAUGCUUGUAACAAGUAGAAAACUUUGUAUUUAAAGUUUAUUCUUGGUCAUUAUUUAUUAUUAUAAUACAUCAGUUGACAGAACUUUAUUCUGGUAUAGAAAGUAUUAAAAGUUGUUUUUUCAGCAAUGACUGUUUUCUUUCUGCUGUUAGAAUAAAAUGUCUUUGAAGCA
Molecule: messenger RNA, 12750 nt
Organism: Pan troglodytes (chimpanzee)
Lineage: Eukaryota; Metazoa; Chordata; Mammalia; Primates; Hominidae
Gene: ZNF536
Product: zinc finger protein 536
Exons: 6
Coding region: 6025-10164 (1379 amino acids)
Biological process (GO): regulation of DNA-templated transcription
Cellular component (GO): nucleus
Molecular function (GO): DNA-binding transcription factor activity, RNA polymerase II-specific; RNA polymerase II cis-regulatory region sequence-specific DNA binding
Source: RefSeq, a predicted model, not a curated record